This is a messenger RNA of Branchiostoma belcheri (Belcher's lancelet), 860 nucleotides long. Its product is annotated as 60S ribosomal protein L7-like. The record is from RefSeq and is a predicted model, not a curated record. Gene Ontology annotation, molecular function: RNA binding; structural constituent of ribosome. Bases 55 to 795 code for a protein of 246 amino acids. Gene Ontology annotation, cellular component: cytosolic large ribosomal subunit. Gene Ontology annotation, biological process: maturation of LSU-rRNA from tricistronic rRNA transcript (SSU-rRNA, 5.8S rRNA, LSU-rRNA). NCBI's taxonomy places the organism in Eukaryota, Metazoa, Chordata, Leptocardii, Amphioxiformes, Branchiostomatidae. The transcript is spliced from 6 exons.
CCACUCGGUGGGUUCGCCGAGUUCCCGGAUGUAUCUUUCUCUUUUCUCUGCAAAAUGGCGGACGCAGAGGCGAAAAAGCUUCCGAAGGUUCCUGAGAGCCUGUUGAAGAAAAGGAAGCGUUUUGAACAGCUGAAGGCCCAGCGGGCUAAGGCUGCUAUUCUCCAGAAGAAGAAAAGCAAGGAGAAGAGGAAGAUCAUCUUCAAGCGGGCGGAGACCUAUGUUCGCGAGUACCGAAGAAAAGAACGGGAUGAGAUCAGGCUGAAACGCGAGGCCAAGAAGCACGGAAACUUCUACGUACCACCCGAGGCCAAGCUGGCAUUUGUUGUCAGGAUUCGGGGUAUCAAUGGUGUCAGCCCGAAGGUGCGCAAAGUUCUCCAGCUCCUGCGUCUGAGGCAGAUCUUCAACGGGACCUUCGUGAAACUGAACAAGGCUUCUCUCAACAUGCUGAAGAUCGCCGAGCCCUACAUCGCUUGGGGAUACCCCAACCUGAAGACUGUUCGGGAACUCAUCUACAAGCGGGGCUAUGGCAAGAUCCAGAAGAGAAGAAUUGCUCUGACAGACAAUGCCCUCAUUGAAGAGAAUUUAGGCAAGAGUGGCAUCAUCUGUAUCGAGGACCUCAUCCACGAGAUCUUCAGUGUCGGUCCCAACUUCAGGGCAGCCAACAACUUCCUCUGGCCGUUCAAGCUGUCCUCCCCUCGUGGAGGGAUGCGCAAGAAGGGCAACCACUUCGUCGAGGGCGGUGACUUCGGAAACAGAGAAGACAAGAUCAACUGCUUCAUCCGCCAGAUGAAUUAGAUCCACCACCUGAUGUUUCUGUCUCCUGACAGAUCAAUGAAUAAAAACCCUGCUCACAAAUAGAA